AAAUCGAACAUAGUAGAGGCAUUCACUUGUCUUAUCAGUUGACUGGUCGUAGGUAUGUCGUCAGUCAAUGGGUGAUCUUCAUCUAAACCAUCUCGUAUUUGAGGCACCACAAUCCUUCAGGAUGAACUCCAUUCUUGAAGUGACUGAAACCCAGCGCGUGGUUCAACUUGGCUAUUGAUGCGACAGGGGACGGAACCGACUCUGCACUGUAUUUACCUGCGUUAUUGAGGCAGGAAAUGCAGUGCCUGGAUGUGAUGUGAUGUUUGCAGUGGAGGGCAGGGAUAUUUGUCGUAUGGUCGCGCACAUGCACCACAUUGACGUGAAUGCCGUCCUUCUAUGACACCUGGGUAGGCCAUAGGGCUGAAUGUUUGAUGAAGUCCGCUCUUUUUCGCUUAAUAAAGAUCGUGACGUGCAUGGCUAUACUUUUCCCUGUAUAAGGCCCAGAGUUGAGCCUCAAAUUGACUCCUCAGCCAAGCCUGGGCGCAAACAACCCCGCCCCCGCCAUCCUCAUCUGAAGCUCACUUCGCUUCAUCAUAACAUCUCAUCAACAACAUCACCCAUCAUAGCUCCAUCAUACAGACUCACUCUCAGCCCCCCGAGCUCACACGUUAUGUCUAAAGAUCUCGAUAAGUCCCUACUUGACCGCCUAAAUGCCCUUAGGGGCAACAGCGCAGGUCAAGAGAAGCCAGUAUCAACAGAGAUCAAGGUUGAUCUCAUUGAGCGCAAAAAGGAACCAACUCGAGAUGAUACACUAGCCGCUCGUCUCAAGUCCCUACGAGACCGUGGCGAUGAACCUUCACCAGCACCAGCAACAGCACCAAAGACAACCCAACCACCAUCAAGGCCAACACCCCAACCAGAAAGGAUAACAAAGAAGGAAUCUACCAAACUCGAAGAUGAAGAAGACGAUUCCAUCUUCCAAACAGACGAUCAAACUCUAGAAGAGCUACUCGGCGAUGUGCAACCCGAAGAAGGCUUUAACCCUGAACCAGACGAUGCACAAGUCAAAGCACUUCUAGAACAACUCGCGGACUCAAUACCAAAGGAUACAGAAAACGAGAAAGAUAAGAAGGACGAUGAUUCGGAUGAUUCAGAUGAUUCAGAUGGCGAAGCUAUGAACAAAGAUGUCGAUGAAGUCAUCGCCCGCUUCCGCGACGAAGCAGAAGUCGAAGCAGCCCUCGCAAAGACCAAAACUCCCGAUCCGGAAUCUGAGUCUGAGCCCGAACAAACAACUUCUAAAACAGAAGAUAUCGCUCUUCCGGACGUUCCUUCAGAUCUCGCCGAAAUUCCUUCCUCAAAGCGCGCUGGAAGUGCUGAUAUAGAUGACAUAACCGCCCGCCUCGCUGCUCUACGCGCACCAUCUCCCGAUGAAGAUUCCCUCGCCCUUCCGUCGGUACCUACGUCCAAACCUUCAGGCCAACCGGUGAAUCGUCUAACCUCACGGACGAACUACACCGAUGACGAUGUGGAGAGUUGGUGUACCGUUUGUCUAGAAGACGCAACGGUGCGAUGUCCAGGCUGUGACGAUGACGUUUACUGUACACGAUGCUGGUACGAGAUGCAUCGGGGACCACAAGCUGGCUUCGACGAGAGGAGUCACAAGGCUGUACAAUUCACCAAAGAUAAGAAGGAGAAGGAAAAGAAGAAGAAAGUAGCGUUGGGAGCAUAAACCAUUUCAAUUUCAAGCUAGACCUCACCACCAUUUGCCAUUCCUUGCGUGUUAAAAACAGAUACCCAAAUAUUGCGAAACUAAACUCCGAACCACCGUGUUGCCGUGCCAAAAUCAAGAUGCCCGCAUCAAUCUGAACUCACUCAUACUAUUUUAUAUGUGAACUUCAAGCAGCGGAUUGUGAGCCGUUGCCGUUAUUGGCAGACUCGUUUCCUGAGCUGCUGGGCUUUCCUCGUACAUCCUGCCAUGUCGCGCCGAAUCGUCGGCCUGUAGAGGCAAGGAGGCUUUCUUCCUCAUCAGCCUCGGCUUCUUCGUCGAUCUGAGAAAGGUUGAGCUUGGGGGUGCGGAAGAGAGCUGUGACAAAGACGAUGAGGAAAACACCGAGGAAGGCGAAUUGAGCCCAGAAGUCAACCAGACCGAAGAAGGGCCAUGUGAUUGUGAUGCGGUUGAGGAAUGUUGACAUGACCGAUGGUGUGCAGACGUCCUUGGCGUGCUUGUACUUCAGUGCUUCGGAGCAAGCAUGGAUCAUGUCCUUGUGGUUUCGGCAGUCUGGCUGAUCUCCAGGAUGUUCAGGCUCGUUGGCGCAGAAUGUCUGGGUGCCGUAGGUAGAAUACUGAGGAGCAACCAACAUAGCGAUACCAUAGUUGGUGGCCAAGAUUAUCAGACCCAACAUGACAGUCGCAAUGAGGAGAGCCUGAGGAGCAGUUCUACCCUUGCGGAUAUGGAAGAUACGGACCCAGAGGAAGCGAAUGCCCACAGUGGCAAUGCCAGAGAUGGAGCUGCUGAAGAAGAAGAGCACCAGAAGAGCCAUGAGGAUGUAGUCGACGGGGAAGGCCUUGGCGGACUUGACGAAGAUGAAGUUCAUGGGCUGGAAGACGUGAAUCUGGCCAAGAAUGUAACCACACUUUUGCUUGCAAACCGAGUUCUUGGCCUUGUCAAUGCCAGUGAUGAGCAUCGAUACGAAGAUGACGAGGGACAGAAGGAGGAGAAAGAGUCCACCGAGGAGCUUGAUAGGGCGGAAGACGGCGCAGACCUUAAGCCAAGCUUGGUAAAUUCGGCUGCGACCUUCACCCUGAGCUUCGGCCGCGAGUCUCUCGCGUCGUACGAGAGUCUGCUCUUCCCUAACCAGAGCAUCGAGCUCGCGCUGAUCCUUUCGAGACAUGCCCUCUUGUCGGCCAGCAUUGCGCAUCUCGAUCUGUCGCUGGCGUUCGCGGUUCUGUUCAAGCUGGGAAGCAGUUGUCUGAUGUAGCUGAGGAGCCGAGAUUGAAGGUGCCGCCUUGAUGAACGAGAUUGGGAGAAGAGCAAGGCCGGCGCCGGUGUAGACAACGUAAAGCAGUGUGCCGAGGGUGAGCAGAAGACCCAAUGCAAAUGUCAGCGCCUUUUCGCCAUGGUUCUGAGCAACGAGCUUCUUGAAAUAGUCGAGAUCCCAGUGCGACUGAGAGCUAUCGCCGGCGGCGGGGACGAAGAAACCAAGUAAGAACAGAACGACGACGAAUGCGACGAAGAACAGGGUGUACUUGGCAGCGGCCAAGAAGCGGCUGCUCAAGGUUCGGCCCUCCUCUUCAACCUCGAUCUCGUCAUACUCCUCAUGCCAGAAGUAGGCGAAGGGGAUAACGAUCAAACAGAGGAGAGCAUCGAAGCUGUAUAGACUGUAGUAGACGACCUUGAGAGUGUAGAGGAUACUGUCGAUGCGUUCGGGAGUAGCCCAGUCCUUCUUCGCACCCAGUGUUGCAGAGGCAGUCGCAGAGACGAGAGCAAUGUCGACAGGGAGUAGUAGAACCGUAGCGAGUAGAGAGGUCAAGCUGAUGAUGGCGACAAUGCUGACAACGGCGGAACGUUCGCGGGGUGUUUGCCAGGUAAAUGUUGUGAUGAUAGCUGCUGCGAAACAGAGGACGACAGCGACGGCAUAAGCGACCCAGAUCAAACUGGUCUGGACGAGGCCUGCGUGGGCCAUUUUGGAUAAAAUAGAAAGACGGUUGUUGCAGAUGAUGAUCAACAAGCAAGUCGAAGUGAAUCCGCUAGACCAGGUCGCGACGUGGCUUGGGGAUGUUUUCUUUUUAAAGUAGCAGAUCUCGGGGAUUUUGAAGGGAGAUCAAUCGAUCUCAAACCAAGGGUGACGUCGCUAAUGAGUCGAUCUGUGUAGCAACGUGAUUAACUUUGAUC
Messenger RNA from Fusarium odoratissimum NRRL 54006, 3832 nucleotides. RefSeq lists its product as uncharacterized. NCBI's taxonomy places the organism in Eukaryota, Fungi, Ascomycota, Sordariomycetes, Hypocreales, Nectriaceae. Bases 365 to 1669 code for a protein of 434 amino acids. The record is from RefSeq and is a predicted model, not a curated record. The transcript has 2 exons.